Scatophagus argus is the source of this 685-nucleotide messenger RNA. It is a transcript of the gene smim8, whose product is annotated as small integral membrane protein 8. The transcript has 2 exons. The record is from RefSeq and is a predicted model, not a curated record. NCBI's taxonomy places the organism in Eukaryota, Metazoa, Chordata, Actinopteri, Scatophagidae. Bases 121 to 408 code for a protein of 95 amino acids.
ACUCCACCGUCUUCUUUGACUUUGAAACAUGGCCGCUUUAAUGGAGGCAGCGUAGCAUUCAACUGCAGAGCUUUGUUAUUUAUUUAUCCAAAGAGUUGUGGCGCAUAGGUUUGACCGGACAUGUCGGAUAAAGAGGUGGAGAAAGGGAAGGAGAGUCCCCGGGAAAAAGGAUACAGGACCCCCGGGCUGAGGGGCGCACAGACCACCACUCUGUUCCGGGCAGUCAACCCUGAACUCUUCAUAAAACCUAAUAAACCGGUCAUGGCCUUCGGACUGGUGACGAUCACCUUGUGUGUGGGCUACCUGGGCUACCUGCACGCCAUGAAAGAAAACGACCAGCAGCUUUAUGAGGCCAUCGACAGUGAAGGAGAGAGAUACAUGAGGAGGAAGACUUCCAAAUGGGACUGAUGACACUGCCGCCCUAAAACACUCGGCUGUGUGUGUGUGUGUGUGUGUGUGUGUGUGUGUGUGUGUUCAUGCACUGUAAGGACAGAGGGAAUUAAAACCUGACUGGAUUCAAAGUUUCCUCUAAAUGCUUCCAUUUAACUGUGUUUUAAGCGCGCCUGCUAAGCUUUGUCCAAUCUGUAAAUACAACAAGUGUGUAAAACUGUCCAUAUUAUAAACAGAUGUGAUGUUCAGUGUGAUGAGCAUUGUGCUUUUUGAAUAAAAGUUGUAAUUAUUUCCA